Messenger RNA from Mycotypha africana, 393 nucleotides. RefSeq lists its product as uncharacterized. The annotation marks the transcript as partial. Lineage: Eukaryota; Fungi; Mucoromycota; Mucoromycetes; Mucorales; Mycotyphaceae. The record is from RefSeq and is a predicted model, not a curated record. The transcript has a single exon.
AUCAUCCAAUUAGCAGAAUUUACCCGUCAAGUGGUGUAUAGAGCACAACUAUUUGUGAAUUACCACAUUACUGAUAACUACCAAACAAUGACUGGUCAUCCAUACCUCUAUGAGCAGAACUUCUGGUGUAGCAUCUGCAAGCUUAUAUUAGGGAAGCAGGUCAGAAAUCAACAAUACAUGGACAUGUCGGUCACGCUUGCCUUCGAUGACUUUAAAAGCAAAUUUCCUACAAUCGUUUACAGUCUGAAGAAAGGAUACAGCGAUUCGAUGGCAGCGGCCUGUGUGACACUGGCCACUACUUAUUCAAACUUUAUAGUAGAGAAUUCUGAAAAUAGGCUCAAGCACUACGCUCGAACAUGCUUGAAGCAUCUGUUCCCUGUAAGUCAUGAUCGC